This is a messenger RNA of Mycena indigotica, 1800 nucleotides long. Its product is annotated as CxC2 domain-containing protein. The transcript is spliced from 8 exons. NCBI's taxonomy places the organism in Eukaryota, Fungi, Basidiomycota, Agaricomycetes, Agaricales, Mycenaceae. The record is from RefSeq and is a predicted model, not a curated record. Bases 1 to 1800 code for a protein of 599 amino acids.
AUGCGAUUACCCACUAGCCACGUUCAAAAGCUUCAACGAGGAGAAGAACUCGGAGGUGGCGGGCACGAGCAGCUCUCGCCACUUCGCCAUCACAACAACCAGUCCCCUAAGAAAUCUGGCAUCAUGGCCAUCGGCAGCCGCGACCGGACUGCGGUCUUGCACCCAACACCUGAAGCCCUGCCACAGCCAGAUUUUCUAACCUAUGAACCCGAACCCGAUAUACCUGGAGUUGCGUCUCAAAAACGUGCUGCUCAAUUCUAUAAUUGGUCGCAAAUGAUGCCCAAGUUGGUUCAAGAUUUGCUGGAGAUUCAACACAAGACUGAAUCCCUACGCUAUAUUGAACGGCUUUCCGCUCCCGUUCGUCACUGCCCCUGCAAUAAGAGAGUGUUGAAGGUGACUCUGAUACAAUUUAACGACAUCAGCGAAACCACGCUCCAGCUCUGCACCUGCAGCAACGCGGCUGCCCCGAGGCAACUACUUCGAGCUGGAUUCUUUGCUUGCAGUCCGUGUAAUCCAACACUCGCCGUCGACAUCACUCUGCUUGACUUUGUGCGAAACCUGUUUCUGCACAUUUCUCCCAACAACACAGCCUUUUGCCGUGCGCUUGAAGGGACACUGGCUGAACGAGGGCUAAGGCUCUUUAGCGGUGAACUUCGCCUUCGAUUCAACAACGCCCUACAAUGGUAUACUCAGGUCGUAGUAAUGGCGCGGAAACACGUCGACAAUGCUCUUGUUGCUGCUCGUACACUCGCCCGAGAUGCACACGAUGCAGACACGGAGGCGCUGGUCCAAACAAGUGACGAGCGAGAGGAAAUGGCCCCAGAGAUGCCCCACCCACAAGAAAAUCAACGUGUCUUCGUGCUGGAUCUCCAACUUGCACACAAUACCCAGAGAACAUUGCAAUCUCUGGGCUCCUGGCUUCAACGCCGAACCCUUCAUUGCGAGGCAAGCCUUCGAGAGGCGGAGAAGGCGCUGGAGGCCUGCCCGCUAUCGGAGGCAGAGCUUCUGGCCAAAUGGCAGGAACAGGUGGCAUUUCAAACCCAGCCCAUUUCACGUCGGUCCAAAAACCAAGGGCAGCAAACAAUCAAUGCUGUCUUUGCCGCAGAACGCAGUAUCGAAACGCUGAGCAGCAAGAUUAGAAAGCUGGAGCUCUCUCUGGCCGAAUUGACGGGGGACCAAGCUCUAGCACAGCAGGAGCGUCUUGCCGAGCUCGAGAGCGCCCUCCGCAAGGUCAAGAAGAACAAGCGGAAGAACGAGAACAAGCUAGGGACUGGCGACACGGCAACACUGAAGCUGCUUCGCUACAAGGAGUACUUCUCCGAGGUCGUGAAUGCCUCUACUGGGCAUGAGCGGAUUCUCCAGAAGUUUCGCGCUCGCAAGAUGGAGUUCGACCCCAUUGAGCGUUCAGUGCGACGCUCCAGCAGCGAGUGGGCAGCUCUUGGAGAAGCUUUGGCUAAUUGUAACGAAGAGCCCUUGGGUUAUCAGCUUCUCUGUCGGCGUGAAUUCCUCCUCGAUCUAUUAUUGAAGUGGAAGCGCUUACUCGACUCGUUGGUCGUGCCACCUGGUGUCCCAGACUGGGGUCCAUCAAGUGAUGCGAUCUUGAGAGCGCGAUUAGCAAGGCUCCCUCCAGCAGAAACCGAGGAUGGAGGUUCAGAUUCAGGGAGUGAAGGAGUCUUGGAGGAAGAUGCGGAAGAUGAUCCAGCACUCAUUCCAGUUCUGAGCCUGUUGGAUCGGGGAGUUGUAGAAGAAGAUGGGGAAGCUGGAGGAGAAGAAGAUGACAAUGACUUUUUUAUUACCUGA